UUUGUUCUUGGGUUGCCGCCGCCGCCCGACUCGGUUUCCUACCUCCCUCUGGUCGCCUCCCGCCGCCUGUGUUGUUCUCCCAGCUCAGCGAGCGCCCGCCGUUCGCUCCCCCCUCCCGAGCCGCAGCUGCGAGCUGCCUGGGACUGGGAUCAGCUGCGCGGAGAGGCCUGUGCGGGCGGGUGCGCGUGGGCGGGCGGAGGACACAGGAGCGGCGCAGAUCUGCGGGGAGGCAGCGCCGAGAUCCCCGUCGCUGCAGGGUUAGCUCGGAGAUCCCUAUGGCGAUAGCGGACCUCACAGACCCCCAUUAUUAUAGAGCUAGCUGGUGAGAUCGCUAUAGGGGUGGCUCAGUGAUCCCCACUGCUAUAGGGGGGCACAGAGAUCCCCACUGCUAUAGGGGUAGCUCAGAGAUCCCGUUGCUAUAGGGGGGCACAGAGAUCCCCACUGCUAUAGGGGUAUCUUAGAGAUCCCCACUGCUAUAGGGGUAGCUCAGAGAUCCCGUUGCUAUAGGGGUAGCUCAGAGAUCCCGUUGCUAUAGGGGAGCACAGAGAUCCCCACUGCUAUAGGGGUAUCUUAGAGAUCCCCAUUGCUGUAGGGGUAGCUCAGAGAUCCCGUUGCUAUAGGGGGGCACAGAGAUCCCCACUGCUAUAGGGGUAUCUUAGAGAUCCCCAUUGCUGUAGGGGUAGCUCAGAGAUCCCGUUGCUAUAGGGGUAGCUCAGAGAUCCCGUUGCUAUAGGGGAGCACAGAGAUCCCCACUGCUAUAGGGGUAUCUUAGAGAUCCCCAUUGCUGUAGGGGUAGCUCAGAGAUCCCGUUGCUAUAGGGGUGGCUCAGUGAUCCCCACUGCUAUAGGGGGGCACAGAGAUCCCCACUGCUAUAGGGGUAUCUUAGAGAUCCCCAUUGCUGUAGGGGUAGCUCAGAGAUCCCCGUUGCUAUAGGGGUAGCUCAGAGAUCCCGUUGCUAUAGGGGAGCACAGAGAUCCCCACUGCUAUAGGGGUAUCUUAGAGAUCCCCACUGCUAUAGGGGUAUCUCAGAGAUCCCCAUUGCUGCAGGGGUAGCUCAGAGAUCCCGUUGUUAUAGGGGUAGCUCAGAGAUCCCGUUGCUAUAGGGGUCGCUCAGUGAUCCCCACUGCUAUAGGGGAGCACAGAGAUCCCCACUGCUAUAGGGGGGCUCAGUGUGUCUCACUGCUAUAGGGGUGGCUCAGAGAUCCCCACUGCUUUCAGGGAAGCUCAGAGAUCCUCAUUGCUAUAGGGGUAUCUUUGAGAUUCCUGUUGCUAUAGGGGUAGUUCAGAGAUCCCCGUUGCUAUAGGGGUGGCUCAGUGAUUCCCACUGCUAUAGGGGAGCACAGAGAUCCCCAUUGCUAUAGGGGAGCUCAGAGAUCCCCGUUGCUAUAGGGGUAGCUCAGAGAUCCCCAUUGCUUUCAGGGAAGCUCAGAGAUCCUCAUUGCUAUAGGGGUAUCUUUGAGAUUCCCGUUGCUAUAGGGGUGGCUCAGAGAUCCCCAUUGCUAUAGUGAAGCUUAGAGAUCCCCACUGCUGUAGAGGGUAGCUCAGAGAUCCCCAUUGCUAUAGGUAAUACCUGGAUCUCCAGCACAGUAAGGUUUAGCUUGGCCUGGGUCUUUCAGCACUAACUGUGGAGCAGCACCCUGUCCUCCUGCUAUCAAGGGUGAGCCCUGUUACCUGCCCACCAGAGGCAUCCAGUGCCACCACUCUUCAUAAGAAAGGCCUAGGGACACACAGGAGAGGAGGUGAUGCGGGGCUGAUGUGAUCCCAUCCCACCAGUGCCAGAGGAGGGACGGAUGGAGAAUUUCACGCCACUCUCCUCGGGGCAAAAAAUGGUGUCCGAAAAACAUCGUAGCACCUGCCAGGCCUCCUGUCAGGAUACUUCAUUACGGAGCAGCAGGAAUUGACCCACAGUUGCUGCUGGAGUGAGCCAAUGAUGGGGGGCAUGGCGAGGAGGAAGGGACCACACCUUGUUUGGAACUCUAUUCAGCAAACUGUGACAUCUAGUGGCUGAGUCAUAUAUUGCAAACCAACCUUACACAGAAGAAUCAAAUACCGUAAAGAGGCUUGGCUGGCCCUUACAUUGCCCUAGUGGAACUGGUGUAAAACUGGAGUAAAGAAGAGAUGUGGCUUCUGCAGUGACUUUAACAGAUGAAAUCAUGCUCCCCCAAGAGAAUGGUUGGGUUUCUUGCUUCUCUUUCCUCCUGUUAGGUACUUAUUCCAUGGCUGCGGCAAGAAAUGCAAAUACACUGCUAGAGCUGAGCCCCCGGGAGUAUUUCAGCAGCUUGCAGCCGGGAAGAGCAUCCCUGGUUUAUUUUAGUCGAGACGAUUCUCCAGGUGUCCGUCUGUUUCUGGAACAGCUAGAGAACUCGGUUGGAGCUCUCCAGGACUAUGGGAUCUCCGUGGUGAAGGUUAAUUGUCUCAAAGAAGAUGUGUCAAGAUAUUGUGGGAAAGAAAAUGCCUUAAUGAAAGCAUACCUGUUCAGAGAUAACAUAUUGCUCAGAGAAUUCCCCACAGAUGCCCUGUUUGACGUGAAUGCCAUUGUAGCCAAUACCCUGUUUGCCCUCCUCUUUAACGAAGUUAAAUACAUUACAACGCUGGUGGAGCUUCAGAAUCUGGAAAAUUCUCUGAAGGGAAGAUCAAACGUCGUCUUUGCCUAUGUGCCAGCAGUUGGAACACCAGAGCACAGAGCAGUAAUGGAAGCUGCUUUUGUAUAUGGUACUGCCCACCAGUUUGUUUUAACCACAGAGGCGGCGCUGGCGAAGGACUUUGGCCAUGAAGAUUUUGAUGCAUUGUCUGCUCAGCUCUUCUUCUGCCACUGUCAGCGGGUCCCAGAUCUGACCCAACCGUGUAGGAGGACUCCGAUGGUGCAAUCACUGACCACGCUGAACAUCCACACAUAUCUCAAACUGAUGGCAGCACCCAUUGUGACUGAAGUUGCUGAAGAUCCAGAAAAGGUUUCAACUAUCCACCUACAGCUCGGGCUGCCGCUGGUAUUUAUUCUCAGUCAGCAGGAGACCUAUGAAUCUGAUAAGAGAACUGCUGAGUUUGUGGCAUGGCAGCUGCUGGGGAAAGCAGGAGUUGCCCUCUUGUCAAGGGACUCCAUAGAUCUGAAUGUUCUUCUCCGGUCUAACAUAGCCCUCAAGACAGCAGAAGAGGGUGCGCCUAUCAAAUACCUGGUUUUGGAAGACACUGAUGAAAUAGUAGCCCUUGUGGAAGACAAGAUAAAGGGCGAACAGAUCCCGGAAGAUGAGGAUGAAAGUGACAAUAAUGACCAGGACAUUCAAGAUGACCAGGUGAUGGAAGCGGUUUACAGAGACAGGAAGCGAGAACUCCCUUUGGAACUCAUCCGUACCCUGACAGAAGAAACUUUUAAUGCUGCUCUGACAGAGACUGCUCACAUGGUGGUGCUAUUCUACGCCAGUUGGGAAGCGGUGUCUCUGGCGAUGUUGCAGUUGUAUGUAGAGGUGGCCGUUGCGUUAAAAGGAACCCAAGGAAUUUCGCUUGCCAAAGUAAACUGCUGGGACUGGCCUGAUGUCUGCAUGAAGCAGAAUGUCACCCAAUUUCCCAUUACCAAGAUGUAUGAGAAGGGAGCAAGAUCACUGACUUACACUGGCAUGCUCGGAACAGCAGAGCUGCUCAGAUUUCUCAGGCUAAGCAGCAUUUCCUGCCCUGCGAAGCUGACCACCAUUGAAGAAGUAGACGAAUAUUUAACUGGGGAAGUCCAUGCCGACUCGUCAUCAUACCACAGCACACCAGUUCUGGGAAUAUUUCACCCUAGCAUGAAAGAAGCAAGGGAAACUUUCGUCGAAGCAGGGAACAUGCUCAGGGGAUAUGUAACAACAGGACUGUAUGCUGAAGAUGAUGCAUUGAUUCUGGCCCAUAAAUAUGCCGUGCCUCUUCCAGCGCUGCUUCUAGCUAGGCGUGAAGAUCACAGAAUAGAUAGCAUCCCGCUGUCAAAACAGAGUGCACCGGACGUAGUUCAGACAAUCAGGUCCCAAUUACUGGAAACAUUUCCAGAAAUCACAGUGGAAAACCUCCCCGACUACCUGAGCCUGGAAAAACCCUUACUCAUUUUGUUCAACGAUCGAGGCCUAAAUCAAAGCAUGAGAAUGGAAAUGUUGAGUGUGGUGAAUGGAAAAGGGCGCGAGGCGUUUCUCGCUUGCUGGAUGAACUUGAAAAACACUCCUGUCGGCAGAGGAGUCCUGAAGGCCUAUUUCAGCACUCCACCUCCUCUGCCUCUUCUUGCCUGGGUGAACCGUCAUUCCAGCGGUCAAGUAUUCUCAUUUCCUUCAGACCAACCCGUCACCGAAACGAACGUCUUGUCUUGGCUCGAGAAGUUAAAAGCCGGGCUCGAGAUUCCCAGCGCUACUUUGUCUGAUGAAGCCUGGAAGCCUCCUCUUCCUGCUUACAAUUUCUUACGCAUGAUGGAGGCCACCCUGCCUAAAUUCACAGUGCACACAGUUUAUAGUCGUGGUGGCACCGAUGAGCUGCAGCAGGCAGAAGAGGUCUUGGAAGAGAAGUCGACAGUCCGAGAGGAGCAGGUGGAAGAACCCGGGCUGGAAGCAGAGGAAGGCCAGUCGCCAGGGAGAGACUUGCGUGGCACGGUCCCAAGGCUCGCAGGAAGAGAGAAGUCGCCCAAGCAACAUACAGAGCUGUGAUGGCCAACGAUCAGCAUACGGGUACUAACGAAGGCCGUUAGAAGGGUGGCCAGGAUAUUUCACCCAUGCCGAUUCGAUGAUUAAAAUGGUCAUAGCGAUUCUUUAAAACCAAAAGGGAUGUGGUUGUGUGACAAACUGGUUGUGGAGUGACGGCCGCAGCAGGAUUACGGUUUAAAGCCCAAUUUCAAAGCCAAUCAAGUACAGGUCAUUUUGUCUAGCGCAACGAUCUGUGUUACCGCAGCUGGGGUCUGAGAAUGUUCCUGGCUGCUGCAGAUCACCACUUAAAUCUGACCUGUUUUAUUGCGUUUCUUGGCAAAUCAGGAAGGGAAAUAGCCCGGCAUUCUGCACUUUGCAAGCUGAUCAGGAUGUGUGAACAAGCCAAUUCCUAUUGCUGAGGGCUCUGUCCACACACCGAACUAUCCCAGUCUAGUUAAAGCCUAGUGUACGUGCAGUUAUACUGGUAUAAAUGUGAUUACGCCAGCAUAAGGCACCUUUACACCAGUAUAGCUGUGUCCACACUAGGGGUAUGUCUACACUACCCACCAGAUCGGCGGGCAGCGGUCGAUCCAGCGAA
This is a messenger RNA of Gopherus evgoodei (Goodes thornscrub tortoise), 5229 nucleotides long. It is a transcript of the gene TXNDC16, whose product is annotated as thioredoxin domain containing 16. The transcript is spliced from 24 exons. NCBI's taxonomy places the organism in Eukaryota, Metazoa, Chordata, Testudines, Testudinidae. The coding region runs from base 2154 to 4655 and encodes 833 amino acids. The record is from RefSeq and is a predicted model, not a curated record.